AUGCAACAGCUUUAGAAAGGUGCUUUAUUUUAAAUCCCAUUUACACGGUACAUGAAUUAAAUUGAUUGUCUAAUUGAUCAGGCUUCUGACUGUUUAUAAACACUAAUUGUUCCUAUGUGGGUGGUGCUAUCUUUCAAGCUGUAACCAUUGCUGGUCGAUUUGUUGAAGCGAGAUUAGAAAGGAAUUAUUUACAUUCUCCGAGGUUUGAAAUAAGAGAUGGACAUCUCUGAGACUUGCUGAAAGCCCGUCUAUCGGAAGAAUUCGCGAAACAAACUGCACACGCUCGAAACUUUGCGGUCAGAGUGCGGAAGAUGGAACCACUCAAAGGACAUGGCUCAGAACUGUCCACGAACAAACAGAGAAACGAACCAUGUUUAUCGUCAAAAGCAGAACGUUUGAAGCCUCCACACUCCUAUAUUGCACUCAUUGCAACUGCGAUUUUAAACUCGCCGGGGAAGAAGCUGACGCUGACAGAAAUAAACGAAUACUUAGUCCAGCAUUACGCUUUCUUUAGAGGUCCCUACCAAGGUUGGAAGAACUCCGUGCGCCACAAUCUGUCGUUCAACAAGUGCUUCGUUAAGAUCCUGCGUGAUCCCGCGCGGCCAUGGGGUAAGGACAAUUACUGGACGGUAAGCUCACUGCAUGAUUACCUGUUGGCAGAUGGGACAUUCCGAAGAAGGCGGAGAAGAAAACCAAAGAAAAAGGAAGACAGAGAAGAUUUCGGACAUGGCUUUACCACUGAGCAGAUCCUACCUAACAGCACCGUGAGAGAGUUUAGUAUCCAAGACGUGGCGCGCAGAAACAUUCUAAUGCUCCCUUCUUAUGAGCCUGUCCGUGUGAACCGGGUACGAUCCACUAAUAUCCCUGCAGUUAACAAGUCUUCGACACCCAAGCCCUUCCACGGAUCGUUCUCUAUCGAAAGCAUUCUAGCUGAUGAGAAAACAUGGGAAAAAGAGGCUUCACUUGAGACAAGGAGAAAGAGUGAGAAAGUGCCUCUUAGAAGUGUGAUUAAUCCAAACAUUGGUUCCCUGGCAGCGCCGAGAAACAUUGGCCACUGCUGCCACCCAGUACUUGAGGCCCCGCUCCAUUUUCAGAGACAGGAACAUUUGUGCGCGCCCAGAGUUCCUAACGCAGCUUUCCCGAACAGCUGUGAAGUGUGGAACACGUGCCACUGUUUCCAUUCGUGUGCAGCCGCUACCACGCACUUUCAUGCUUGUUACGGAUGGAAAAACGAACACAUCUAACUGUAACUACAGUUUAUUGUCAUAUUUGAUGAACUGAGUUACAGAUCGUUUUUUAUGAGGGUUGCUAAAAGAAUUUACUACUUUUGUUAAAGUAAAUUUGUGGAAUAAUUUAUCAGACUGAAGGUUACAAACGAAUUGCAAAAGGUAUUUUUUCUUUUAUAAGUGAAGUGUACAGGACGAGUAUGCAUGUGCAGGUAAAGGACUUAGCUGUACCUAUAUCAUUUUUCAAUUCUCCAAAUUGUUGUUGUAAUUUUUUAAAGGGGAGUGGGUCUUUAACGAUUGCUCCAGGAAAGAGAGGCAAUUUCCUCAACAGUGUGAUAGGCAAAUAGAGGCCCUCACCAUUUUUCAUGCCAAAAGAAAUAUGAUAUAGCUGUACAGAUGUACUACACCAAAAUUACAAUUUGUGGUUCACUGUUUAAUUUGAAAUUUUUCCUAUGGCAUGGAGCACUUGUAUAUAUUAAACAUUAUGAAUAAAAUAUUUUUAUCCGAUUUUU
Stylophora pistillata is the source of this 1738-nucleotide messenger RNA. RefSeq lists its product as uncharacterized. Lineage: Eukaryota; Metazoa; Cnidaria; Anthozoa; Scleractinia; Pocilloporidae. Gene Ontology annotation, molecular function: DNA-binding transcription factor activity, RNA polymerase II-specific; RNA polymerase II cis-regulatory region sequence-specific DNA binding. The record is from RefSeq and is a predicted model, not a curated record. Gene Ontology annotation, biological process: cell differentiation; anatomical structure morphogenesis; regulation of transcription by RNA polymerase II.